Messenger RNA from Neogale vison (American mink), 2669 nucleotides. RefSeq names its product myristoylated alanine rich protein kinase C substrate (gene MARCKS). The record is from RefSeq and is a predicted model, not a curated record. The transcript has 2 exons. Bases 458 to 1459 code for a protein of 333 amino acids. Gene Ontology annotation, biological process: central nervous system development; actin filament organization. NCBI's taxonomy places the organism in Eukaryota, Metazoa, Chordata, Mammalia, Carnivora, Mustelidae. Gene Ontology annotation, molecular function: calmodulin binding; actin filament binding. Gene Ontology annotation, cellular component: plasma membrane; cytoplasm; actin filament bundle.
GGCCGCGUCAGCGCCCGCGAGCCCAUUCAUCUGUGCACUUGGGCGUUGGACCCCGCAUCUUAUUAGCAACCAGGGAGAUUUCUCCAUUUUCCUCUUGUCUACAGUGCGGCUACAAAUCUGGGAUUUUUUAUUACUUCUUUUUUUUUUUAAACUACACUUGGGCUCCUUUUUUUGUGCUCGACUUUUCCUCCUUUUUUCCCUCCCUCCUGCGCUGCUGCUUUUUUAUCUCUUCGACUUAAAUUUUUUUAUCCGGAGUGUAUUUAAUCGGUUCUGUUCUGUCCUCUUCACCACCCCCACUCCCCCCUCCCUCCGGUGUGUGUGUGCUGCUGCCGCCGCCGCCGCCGCCGCUGCUGCCGCCGCCGCCGCUGCUGCUGCCGCUCGCCCCGUCGUUACACCAACCGGAGGCUCUUUGUUCCCCCCCUUGGAUCUGUUGAGUUUCUUUGUUGAAGAAGCCAGCAUGGGUGCCCAGUUCUCCAAGACCGCUGCGAAGGGAGAAGCCACCGCGGAGAGGCCCGGGGAGGCGGCUGUGGCCUCGUCGCCUUCCAAAGCGAAUGGGCAGGAAAAUGGCCACGUGAAGGUAAACGGCGACGCCUCUCCCGCGGCCGCCGAGCCGGGCGCCAAGGAGGAGCUGCAGGCCAACGGCAGCGCCCCGGCCGCUGACAAGGAGGAGCCCGCGGCCGCCGGGAGCGGGGCGGCGUCGCCCGCCGCGGCCGAGAAGGAGGAGCCGGCCGCCGCCGCCCCCGAGGCCGGGGCCAGCCCCGCGGAGAAGGAGGCGCCCGCGGAGGGCGAGGCCGCCGAGCCCGGCUCGCCCUCGGCCGCGGAGGGGGAGGCCGCGUCGGCCGCCUCCUCGACGUCUUCGCCCAAGGCCGAGGACGGCGCCACGCCCUCGCCCAGCAACGAGACCCCGAAAAAAAAAAAGAAGCGCUUUUCCUUCAAGAAGUCUUUCAAGCUGAGCGGCUUCUCCUUCAAGAAGAACAAGAAGGAAGCGGGAGAGGGCGGGGAGGCCGAGGGCGCAGCCGGCGCCUCCGCCGAAGGCGGCAAGGACGAGGCCGCCGGGGGCGCCGCUCCAGCCGCCGCAGAGGCGGGCGCGGCGUCCGGGGAGCAGGCGGCGGCGCCGGGCGAGGAAGCCGCGGCCGGUGAGGAGGUGGCGGCGGGGGGCGACCCGCAGGAGGCCCAGCCCGAGGAGGCCGCCGUCGCGCCCGAGAAGCCGCCCGCCAGCGACGAGGCCAAGGCCCCCGAGGAGCCCAGCAAGGCCGAGGAGAAGGUCGAGGAGGCCGGGGCCAGCGCCGCCGCCUGCGAGGCGCCCUCAGCCGACGGGCCCGGGGCGCCCCCCGAGCAGGAGGCGGCGCCCGCGGAGGAGGCGGCGCCCGCGUCAGCCUCGUCAGCCUGCGCAGCCCCCUCACAGGAGGCCCAGCCCGAGUGCAGUCCGGAAGCCCCCCCGGCGGAGGCGGCAGAGUAAAAGGGCCCGAUUUUUGAGAUAAUCGAAGAACUUUUCUCCCCCCCGUUUGUUUGUUGGAGUGGUGCCAGGUACUGGUUUUGGAGAACUUGUCUACAACCAGGGAUUGAUUUUAAAGAUGUCUUUUUUUAUUUUCCUUUUUUUUAAAGCAGCAAAUUUUGUUCCCCUUCCUUCCCCACAGAUCCCAUCUCAAAUCAUUCUGUUACCACCAUUCCAACAGGUCGAGGAGAGCUUAAACACCUUCCUCUGCCUUGUUUCUCUUUUGUUUUUAUUUUUUGCAUCAGUAUUAAUGUUUUUUGCAUACUUUGCAUCUUUAUUCGAAAAUGUAAACUUUCUUUGUCAAUCUAUGGACAUGCCCAUAUAUGAAGGAGAUGGGUGGGUCAAAAGGGAUAUCAAAUGAAGUGAUAGGGGCCACGAUGGGGAAAUCGAAGUGGUGCGUAACAUUGCCAAGAAUAAUGUACCACUAGAAACGAUGGUGUAAAGGCUUAGUUUUUGUUUUUGUUUUUUUUUUUAAAGAAAAGUUAUUACGAUGUAUUUUGUGAGGCAGGUUUACAACACUACAAGUCUUGAUUAAGAAGGAAAGAGAGAAAAAAAAAAACACCAAUACCCAGAUUUUAAAAAAGAUCAUAGUCUUAGGAGUUCAUUUAAACCAUAGGAACUUUUCACUUAUCUCAUGUUAGCUGUACCAGUCAGUGAUUAAGUAGAACUACAAGUUGUAUAGGCUUUAUUGUUUAUUGCUGGUUUAUGACCUUAAUAAAGUGUAAUUAUGUAUUACCAGCAGGGUGUUUUUAACUGUGACUAUUGUAUAAAAACAAAUCUUGAUAUCCAGAAGCACAUGAAGUUUGCAACUUUCCACCCUGCCCAUUUUUGUAAAACUGCAGUCAUCUUGGACCUUUUAAACACAAAUUUUAAACUCAACCAAGCUGUGAUAAGUGGAAUGGUUACUGUUUAUACUGUGGUAUGUUUUUGAUUACAGCAGACAAUGCUUUCUUUUCCAGUCGUCUUUGAGAAUAAAGGAAAAAAUCUUCAGAUGCAAUGGUUUUGUGUAGCAUCUUGUCUAUCAUGUUUUGUAAAUACUGGAGAAGCUUUGACCAAUUUGACUUAGAGAUGGAAUGUAACUUUGCUUACAAAAAUUGCUAUUAAACUCCUGCUUAAGGUGUUCUAAUUUUCUGUGAGCACACUAAAAGCGAAAAAUAAAUGUGAAUAAAAUGUA